Molecule: messenger RNA, 654 nt
Organism: Besnoitia besnoiti
Lineage: Eukaryota; Apicomplexa; Conoidasida; Eucoccidiorida; Sarcocystidae
Exons: 2
Coding region: 1-654 (217 amino acids)
Source: RefSeq, a predicted model, not a curated record
AUGGGGCUUUAUUGUAUCGCAUCGUUGCUUUUAGCCGUUUAUCCGGAGCGAGCGUACGAAACACGCAGUUCUCUCAUAGGAGAGCUCAAGGACGCGAUUCUCGUAGGCACCCGAGCGGCCAGGGCGGAGAGCGGAUUCGGCUACGAAACCAGGCAGCCAGAAAGUGGAGCACCUUCGGCUAAGAACCACGUGGUUCGUCAUCUUCGUGCGUUUCCGUCGCGAAUCUCUCCCAGCGGCGCCACUGCGUUAGCUUUUCCGGUCGGCAGUGGACGACGAAUUACCACAACUGAUACGUCACAAAUGUCGUCCGCACACCCUGCCAACGCGUCGGAACCAGAACUCUCAGAACCCAGCGCCAAUCUGCCACCGACUUCGUCGCGCUCCCACAAGGAAGCACCAACAAGUGAGUGGCAACCCAAAGAGGAACACAAUCAGGCUCAUGCUCUCAGCGGGACUGACACAGCGAAAAUUGGCAGGUCCAAAUCCACGGCCAAAACCGCCUCGUCGCCAUCUGUCCGCUCCUGGUGCACUGCUUCAGACACCUGCAGCUCCGGGUCCCUGCGGUCCUCUUCGUACCACCCUGCGUACUCAAAGUGCUCCCGGGAGACCGCCAAAGAAUCAAGCUCAACUUCCCCUGUUCGUGCGCCCGCAUAG